This is a messenger RNA of Rubroshorea leprosula, 975 nucleotides long. The record is from the annotation of a GenBank genome assembly. NCBI's taxonomy places the organism in Eukaryota, Viridiplantae, Streptophyta, Magnoliopsida, Malvales, Dipterocarpaceae.
CAGAUUCUGGUCCAUCUUCUCUCAACAGAGAUGGAAGAAGCAUCCACCUUUCUUGCAAAAAAAAGGUAUGCAGUGGUUACCGGAGCAAACAAGGGGAUUGGAUUGGGAAUAAGCAAGCAGUUAGCUUCCAAAGGGGUGGCUGUUGUUUUGACUGCUAGAGAUGAGAGAAGGGGCAUUGAAGCUGUCGAAAAGCUCAAAGAAUCUGGUCUCUCUGAAUUUAUCCUUUUUCAUCAACUUGAUGUUGCAGAUCCAGCCAGUAUUGCUUCUCUGGCAGAUUUCAUCAAAACCCAGUUAGGAAAGCUUGAUAUCUUGGUGAACAAUGCAGGAAUUACAGGUGCCUUAGUAGAUGGUGAUGCUCUAAGAGCUUCAGGCUUUGGAAAGCCUGGUGUACAAAUCAACUGGAGUGAGAUUAUUACUGAAACACAUGAGUUAGCUGAUGAAGGCCUCAAAACAAACUACUAUGGUGCUAAAAGAAUGUGUGGUGCUAAAAGAAUGUGUGGUGCUCUAAUUCCCCUACUCCAGUUGUCUGAUUCUCCAAGAAUUGUGAAUGUUUCUUCCUCCAUGGGAAAGUUAAAGGGCAUAUUUCAGAAUGUAUCGAAUGAAUGGGUGAAAGCAGUCUUUAAUGAUAUUGAAAACCUUACUGAAGAGAAAGUGGAUGAAGUAUUGAACCAAUACCUGAAAGAUUUUAAAGAAGGAUCAUUGGAAAACAAAGGCUGGCCUGCUAAUAUGUCUGCCUACACACUCUCAAAAGCUGCCAUGAACGCAUACACAAGGGGAAGAGAAAAUGCCCCAUGUCCUCAUCUCGUAAUGAGAAAUAUUCCUCUCCAUCCCAUCUCCAUGAUGGGAUUGACGCAAAUUGCCAUCCCUAUCCAUAGAGAUUAGUAUUUAUGUGUAUUCAUUGAAUACGCAUUCCAUCAAUGACCGAGCUGAGGAUUUAUUUGUUGUACAUUACCAAAAUCAAAGAACCCUUCUGAA